This is a messenger RNA of Suillus clintonianus, 303 nucleotides long. RefSeq lists its product as uncharacterized. The record is from RefSeq and is a predicted model, not a curated record. The coding region runs from base 1 to 303 and encodes 100 amino acids. The transcript has a single exon. Lineage: Eukaryota; Fungi; Basidiomycota; Agaricomycetes; Boletales; Suillaceae.
AUGUUGGUCCAAGGAAUAAUAGAGAAUGGAAUAGACUGGGAUGACACUGACAACAGUUAUUUGCACUCUCAUCAUGAUGCUCACAAUAUACCAGACAAGUAUUGUACAAAUCCAUUUGUUUCCAACCAACCUACACAGCUAUCUCAUAUUGAGGUCCCAGAUGCAUAUUGCCCAUUCAAAGCAGAACAAAUGCAGCACUUUCAGUAUCAAAUAGAUCCUUUCCUAAUCCAGACACAUCCAGAUACUCAUUUACACCAUUUACUUUGGAUUCAGGCACUUGGAGUUCCAUCAUUAAUUGUCUAG